UCCCGGGGAGGCGCUGGUCUUUAGUGUGAGGUUGUCAGUCAGUCAGUGAGUGCAGCGUAGCCAUGGCGCGGUGUUUGCACCUUCUAUCCUUGCUCGGGCUGCUCUCCCUGCCCUACGCUCUGGCAGACACUCCGGCCAACUGCUCUUACGAGGACUUGUUGGGGACGUGGGUGUUCCACGUUGGGCAGCAAGGGCAGGACAGAAAUGUUGAUUGUUCCAAGAUGGGUCCUACAGUAAAAUCAGUGACUGUACAUCUCCAGAAGCUUUAUAUUGUUGAAAGUGAACAUGGAGUGUUUGGUUUCUUUACAUUGAUUUACAACCAAGGUUUUGAAGUGGUCCUUAAUAAUUACAAAUGGUUUGCAUUUUUUAAGUACAAGAAAGAAGGCACGAAUAUAACUAGCUAUUGUCAUGAAACACUGCCGGGAUCGGUACAUGAUGAGUUGGGUCGAAACUGGGCUUGCUUUGUUGGCAAGAAGAACUCCAAGGCUGUAAGAAUUAACAAAGUUCACUCAGCUAAAGACUUGUUACGCCUGUCACAGAGACCAUACAAGUCUAACGUGAAUUUUGUGAACACAAUAAACGCAGUGCAGAAGUCUUGGACUGCAAAGGUUUAUGAAGAGUAUGAAAAAUUAACCAUUCGCGACAUGAUUAAACGUGCUGGUGGUCUUGGCUCGCGCAUUCCUAGCCGUCCAAAACCAAAGCCUGCAUUGGAGAAAGUACAAAAGCUUGCGGAUUCUCUGCCAGAAUCAUGGGACUGGAGGAAUGUAGAUGGAGUCAAUUAUGUUAGUCCAGUUCGAAAUCAAGGUGCAUGUGGAAGUUGUUAUUCUUUUUCUUCUAUGGGGAUGCUCGAAGCUCGCAUUCGUAUUCUGACAAGCAACACGCAAACUCCAAUCCUCAGCCCUCAGCAGAUAGUAUCCUGCAGCAAUUAUUCACAAGGAUGUUUAGGAGGAUUUCCAUAUUUGAUUGCCGGGAAGUAUGCCCAAGAUUUUGGUGUGGUUGAAGAAGAUUGCUUUCCUUACACAGGAAGAGAUGAUCCUUGCAUCAUGAAAAGCUCUUGCUACCGCUACUAUACUCCUCAGUAUUAUUAUGUUGGUGGAUUUUAUGGUGCUUGCAGCGAAGCAGCAAUGAAAGUGGAGCUGGUUAAAAAUGGCCCUGUAUCCGUUGCUUUUGAAGUUUACAAUGACUUUAUGAAUUAUCACGGAGGAAUCUAUCACUAUACAGGGUUGGGUGAUCGGUUCAACCCCUUUGAGCUUACUAAUCAUGCAGUGUUGCUUGUGGGCUAUGGCAGGGACCCACAAACAAAGGAAAAAUAUUGGAUUGUUAAGAACAGCUGGGGUAGUGAUUGGGGAGAAUAUGGUUACUUCCGCAUCCGUCGUAGCACCAAUGAAUGUGCAAUUGAAAGCAUAGCUGUCGCAGCAAUCCCAAUCCCAAAACUUUAGAGGAAUAAACACGUUUGCUAAAAGCCAAAAUGUAAAAACAGCUAUGAUAUUUGAUUUUUCAUAUCUGAUGCUUUCAAAAUUAUCUGAAUCUUAAAUAUCGCUUUGAAAAAUCCUUGGCUGUCAAAAAUGUUCCAUUUUGACACUCGUCCUUAUGUCAAGGUUAGAUGUUAUUGUUGAUAAAAUGCUUUGAAUCAACGACUUAGUUUUUGAAUCCGAGUGCAAUGAUUUUGCUUUUUGGAAUAUCAUUUUAUAAUGAAUGGUAUGUUAUCCAAAUUACUUUUAAACUUUCUUAAUAUAGCAGUACACUAAAGGUUGGAUAUUGGCCUUCAAAUCAUAUUUGUAUUCCAAAAAGUUUUUUUUCAUAAUCUGAAUUGAGACAUAAUUGUUAAAAUGUCUUGUACUUGUAUAAGUACAAGUUGUUUAAUCUAUGCAGUAUAUGUUGAAAAUUAUUUAAAUUAUCAUUUACAUGCAUGUUAUCACCUUAAAAUUAAAUGAGCUGAAAAUGGCUAAUUGUGGAACCAAUUAUGAUAUUCAAAAUUAUAAAAAAUUAUUGCCUUAAAUCACUGAUCCAAAUAAUUUCCUCUUCUGGCUUUUAAUAGGAUGGAUUUAGUAUGGAUGCAUCUGCCAAUGCCACUUUUUAAAAUGGACUCGUAUAGUUUUCUAUCAAUUUUGAAGGAUGUAUUAGGCUUUAUUUAAAUAUAGCAUGGGUCAUGGUAACAGGAUGUUUUUUUGAAGUUACUUAUGAUGUUAUACCUUGCUGGACAAGAGUCUGAAUGUAUACAUAUAAAGAAUUAAUAUCCCAUGUAUGUACUUUGUUUUGCAAUUUGUUGUCAUCAAUGAUGCUUGAAUAUUUUGCCAAAGGUUUCUUAUUAAAAUCUGAUCAUUACCCGGUGA
Messenger RNA from Amblyraja radiata (thorny skate), 2333 nucleotides. It is a transcript of the gene ctsc, whose product is annotated as cathepsin C. The record is from RefSeq and is a predicted model, not a curated record. Bases 63 to 1439 code for a protein of 458 amino acids. Lineage: Eukaryota; Metazoa; Chordata; Chondrichthyes; Rajiformes; Rajidae. Gene Ontology annotation, biological process: proteolysis. Gene Ontology annotation, molecular function: cysteine-type peptidase activity. The transcript has 7 exons.